AUGGAAGACGAGUUAACUCUGCUAACCCAAUUGUUGGGAUGUCCUGAACUUCAUAAGUUGCUUAUAAAAGGGACAAUAGGUAAGUUACCUGAGCACACCCAUUUGUCUUCAAGUCUUACCCAACUAUCUUUGUAUAGAUCUGAACUUGAAGAAGACCCUAUGGCAACGUUGGAAAAGCUUCCUAACUUCAACUUGCUUGAGUUGGUGACAGACAUCUUUGCUGGGGAGGAAAUUGUCUGCUCUGCUAAGGGCUUUCCACAACUCAAAAGGCUUGUACUGAUUAAUUUAAGCAAUUUACAAAAGUGGAGGAUGGAUAAAGGAGCCAUGCCCAAUCUUUCUACUUUGACAAUCUUUUCUUGCGCCAGAUUGCAGAGGCUUCCGGAGGGACUGAAGUUCGUCACUAAUCUCCAAGUGUUGACAAUUGGGAAUAUGCCCAAUGAAUUCACGGAAAAGAUUCGAAUUGUAGACGGGAAAGAAGGAGAAGAUUUUGACAGACUCCCAACACAUCCCUUCCAUCAUCUUUUAGUGAAAUGA
This is a messenger RNA of Ilex paraguariensis (yerba mate), 534 nucleotides long. Lineage: Eukaryota; Viridiplantae; Streptophyta; Magnoliopsida; Aquifoliales; Aquifoliaceae. The record is from the annotation of a GenBank genome assembly.